AUGGAGCAAUCUUCUAAUACAAAAGAAGAAGAAGUUGAAGUAAGCAAUAAUACUUCUUCAGAAUUUGAUUCUAGUGACAUUUUUUCAACAAAUUUGAUUUUUCAUUCGAGAACAUCUCUUAUUGAAUGGACCAAAGAUAAAGGAAAGCAACAUGGAAUUAUUAUAGUAAUUAAGAGAUCUGAUUCAGGUGAAAGUCGAAAAGCAAGAAUUAAAUUUGCUUGUGAAAGGAGUGGCAGCUAUCGACAACAGAUGAAGACAAUUGAAGGAAAAAAGAGAAAAAUUGAUAGGAGAACAUCGACAAAGAAAUGUGUUAUGGAUUGCACUUACAAGACUAACAUGUAUCGUUUUCCUUUGUUAGAGAUUGUUGGAGUUACAUCGACUGAAUACACAUUCUCUAUUGCGGUAGAAAGUGCACAUGCAAAGCUAAAGAGAUACUUACGCUCAUCACAAGGAAAUUUUGAGACUUCAUGGUCUACAAUACAUAAUUUACUAGAGCUACAACACACAGAGAUAAAAGCGUCGUUUGAGAAAAGUUUGACGACUGUUCAACAUAAUUUUAAGCCUACAUUAUUCAAAGAAUUGAGAGGAUUUAUUUCAAGAUGUGCCCUUGAUAAGGUAUUUCAAGAGUCAAAGCGAGGUGAUUGGGUUGGAUUUGAUAUUCAUGCUUGUGGGUGUGUUAUUCGUCGCACGCAUGGAUUGCCAUGUGCCCAUGAGAUUAAUGAAUAUCAGUUAGAAGGACGAGUUAUUCCCUUAGCAUGUAUAAACUCUUAUUGGAGGAAGCUUGACUUGGUAAAAUCUACCAAAAAUGAAGCUAACGAAAUAAGUUGUGAUGCAGAGAUUGAAUUAUUUCUUAGACGGUUUCAAGAGGUCGAUAUUCCUACUAAAUUACACUUACAAAGAAAGUUAAGGGAGUUAGCUGAACCAUCAACAACUUUUCUUGUUGAACCAGAGGUUAAAAUGAAUACACGUGGUCGACCACCUUCAAAAUUUGAUCAUUCUACUCGUCGAGAUCCAUCUGCUUUUGAAUAUGUUUCUGCUAAAUACGAUAAAUCUUUUAUUUCUUCUAAUUUGAAUACGAAGAAUAAAGAUGUACGUCAGAACACUUCACAGCACUCACAAUCAUAUCUAAAGUCAUUACCAUGUGAGUUGAAACCAUACAUUCGUUUUGUUAAAGAUGUAGAAAGUGAUGGAAAUUGUGGUUUUCGAGCUAUUGCAGACUUGAUGGGCAUGGGUGAGGAUAGUUGGAUGCAAGUUAGAAAAGACUUAAAGAGUGAAUUAGUUUCUCAUAGAAAUGACUAUAAUUUACUUUAUGGUUGUCCUGAUAGAGUGGAUGAACUACUUCAUAUUUUAUCAUAUUUUAAGAGCUACCCAAGCUUUAAAUAUUGGAUGACCAUGCCUGAUAUGGGACACAUUAUAGCUUCUCGUUAUAAUGUUGUCUUAGUGCACUUAUCAAUACAACAAUGUCUGACAUUUUUCCCACUUAGAUCUAAUCCUUUGCCAGCUAUUUUACACAAAAUCAUUACAAUUGGUUUCGUCAAUAAUAAUCACUUCAUUGAGGUAUUCAUGCAAAAUAAUUCUCCAAUACCGCCCGUUGCUACUAAUUGGGUUAGGUACCACUAUUCAUGUGCAGAAGGAUGGCAAACUCCUUAUGAAGUACGAAUGAGAGUAUUUCGUGACUUAGUUGGGAAAGAAGUAGCAACACAAGAGACUAUUAAUUUAGAUACUCCAUAA
This is a messenger RNA of Cannabis sativa, 1731 nucleotides long. RefSeq lists its product as uncharacterized. The record is from RefSeq and is a predicted model, not a curated record. Bases 1 to 1731 code for a protein of 576 amino acids. Lineage: Eukaryota; Viridiplantae; Streptophyta; Magnoliopsida; Rosales; Cannabaceae. The transcript is spliced from 6 exons.